Desarmillaria tabescens is the source of this 453-nucleotide messenger RNA. RefSeq lists its product as uncharacterized. The record is from RefSeq and is a predicted model, not a curated record. NCBI's taxonomy places the organism in Eukaryota, Fungi, Basidiomycota, Agaricomycetes, Agaricales, Physalacriaceae. Bases 1 to 453 code for a protein of 150 amino acids. The transcript has a single exon.
AUGCCUACACGCGUCAUUUCCAAGGACAUCAAGGACAGGAUUCCGAUUCUUUUCUAUGAGCAAGACCGCACUGUCAAGGAGAUAUGCCUCAUUCUUGGCAUCAAGAAGUCUACUGUCUACCUCGCUCUCAGCUGGUUUCGCUCCUACGGCAAGCCAUAUAAUCCUGAUGUUCAUCGCAUAGGCAGGAGGCGGAAGCUUGAGCAUACGGAUGUGCGCUUCAUCUGCUCAUUGUUGAAACAGCGGCACUGCAUCUAUCUCGAUGAAAUCCAGGAACAGCUUAGCACGCAUCGUAACAUCACUGUCUCUCUCUCUACCCUCUUUCAUACCCUUCGUACUCUUCACUUCUCACGAAAAACUGUCUCUGCAAAAGCCCUUGAACAAAAUCUGAUGGACCGGUUACGAUGCGACUUUAUUUCGACGAUCUUUGAUGUUGCUUCCUGGUAUUCGGCAUAA